AUGCCAACAGCCCCAACCACACGACUUCCCCACCCACCAGACGGCCUCCCGCUCUACCAGUCCGAUUUCUGUACCGAAACCCUGGAUAUCCUUAUUGCGCAGCGUUCGGACUCCAAGCUCAACGAUGUGAACACACUCCGCCAAGUAAGUCACUCUUCGUUGCUCAUACUUACCUGGCUGUAUCGUCCCAUCCACCCCUUUUUGCAAUCCCCGCUAAGCUAGACGGUCACAAUAUGCUAGCCUUAGAAGACACAAGCGCCAACGUUUCCUUCGUGAAUAGCUUCAGCCUCACUCGCGAGUUAUACGAGCAGAUCUACCACACGAGUGACCCCUAUACCCUGUGGGUUGCGAACGGCACUUUAAUACCCAUCUUGGGUCGCAUAACCCUAGGACUCACUAUAGACAACACAGAGGUGACUUACCCAUUCCUGGGGGCGACAUAGGGCCCGUUGGCCUUAGUUCUAGGGUUGGAUCUCCUGGCGGACUACGACUGCGUUAUCCGCACAAAGAGUCGCCGCCUGUCAGUUCCGACACUCCCAGACCCUCCUACCCAUACACCAUCAGAGAACCUCGAUCUGAUAUACAACACCGUGGUAGCAGCCGCAACACUCAAGCCGUCCAACAUAGAUGCGAACCUACCCUCAGCAGAAGCAGUCGGGUCAGAUAACCGCAAAAGACUACGUAGACUCCUACUGUCAUUCUCCGGGUUGUUCACCUAAUCAACCGAUGCAAUCGGCGCAGCCGCAAAGUUCAACACGCAAUUAGCACGGGCGACGCCAAGCCCAUUUGGUAACCCCCACGCCGAAUACUGGUACUGUUCCGAGCAGAAGUAGGCAAAAUCAUACAUGCUAAAAACCCACAUUAUACAAUCGACCUCAUCUCCGUGGGCAUCAUCGAUAGCCCUAGUCCCCAAAAACGACCGCUCCUUCUGUCUCUGCGUAGACUAUCACCGCCUGAAUGCCGUCAAUGUCUGCAAUUCAGUCCCACUACCGCGCUUAGACGACACCCUAGAUAGCCUUCGCGGGGCAGCCUGGUUAUCGACACUGGACCUUAACUUAGGCUAUUGGCAGGUCGAGAUAGAUCCCAAAGACCGUCAGAAGACCGCGUUUAUCGUACCACAAGGACUGUUCUAGUUCCAGACGCUUCCUAUAAGACUAUGUAACGCCUCCGCCACUUUCCAACGACUGAUGUACCAAGCGUUCGAAACCCUGUCCCACACAAAUGCCUCGUUUAUCUGGACGACAUCAUCGUAUUCGGCCCCGAUGUCGAACAACACAACCACAAUUUAAGAGAUGUGUUAGCUGUCCUCCGCGAUGCCUGCCUGACGUUGAACCCGGCCAAAUGCACAUUCCUACGGCCAGAAGUACAAUUCCUGGGCCAUAAAAUCUUUCCAGGCCGCGUAGUCGCUUUACCAGACCGACUUAAACAGAUUCGUACCUGGCCGACACCCGCCAACCAGACGCAAUUGCGUAGUUUCCUAGGUCUUGCCUCUUACCACCGACGGUUUAUCCUUAAUUUCGCCCAGAGGUGUGCAAGCAUCUGACACUGGGGCGUAAUUACUUAGUUAUAACAAAAUGGACCAGAAAAAUACUUAUUUUUUGAUGUUAUUUCCAGUAACGUUUCCUAAAUUGAUCUGUGUUUAAACAAGUCAAUAUAUAACUACUGCUAUUGUCAUAUUUCGCCGGGUCUCCUGAUUCGUCGAAUAGGUCCUUCGUGCAUUUCUGUCGGGCUUCGAUCGCUUGUACGCGCGUAUUUGUCAGAUGGCUGAGAUAGGAAGGCGGCGUGCCGUCUCUUUUUGCGCGGUAAUUAUUCCAGCUAAAUUUCUAACACAUUUUUUCACUGCUUCCUUUGCCGAGCCUCUGUUCUCGCCGAGUUAGUUAUUACCGUCUAGGAUUGCAAACAUUGUUAAAAACCAUGCACUAACAAGUCGGCAGUCCACGUAAUCUGUGAACGUUGGUGUAUUGCCAGUGGCGUGACCGGCCAAGUUCUUGCGACUGCCUAAUAGGCACAACCUGUCCUUGCGUCCUUCCGUAUGAUUGGUACACGCGGCGUCCAAGGCUUUACUGACGCGCACAUGCAUCGAUUGCACAUAGUGAAGACACCUGCAGGGGGAUUGUGCCUCAUGUACGCUGGAGGGUCUUCUCUGUGUGGUAGUAACUGACUUUUCCAGAGAUGGGUGUACGACCCCCAGGCCGUCGAUGACGCAUGCGCCAGCAAUUUACUGACUGAUACAGGUUGUGCUGAGUCUGCUAACUGCAUAGGUGGACGUGCUCUUGCAGAAAAAUCAAAGCUGCUGACCCAUGGAUAAUCAAUUAAUAGGGUAUUGUUCUCAAAAACAUUUUAUAUUGUAAUUCAGCUAUAAGGCUUCUCUUGUACUUAUUUCGUUUGGUUGUGACGUAUAGUUUAAAAUCACUUGUCCGAGAUGUUCUUCCACACUUCCCCCGGUGACGUGGUGGCGGAGACUCAAAGGCCCGUAUCUCUAACAAUAUGUUAUUUGCAUAAAACUGGCAUAAUUUUAACAUGUUAAUAUUGGUACUGUAGUGGCAUGAUUUUAACAGUCUUAUCAUUUUCAAUUAAAGCUGAUACUCCCAGGUUUAUGCUGCGUACGACCGCCACCGCCUGGCUGUGUUGUCAAACGCACAUUGGCUAGUACAUUAACUACCUCUUGAACGCACUUACCCUUAUGGGUCAGUGUGUCUUCUAUUAUAUUCUGGGCAUACAGAAAAAUCUCAUAUUUAUUUUGUCCAGUUAGCGAUGACUGCUCACACUGCACACCAAACGUGGCUGUCUUAUGGUCUAAAGGAAUCGUGCGACUAAACCGACAGCGAAGACUUACCCUAGAUGACUUUGCCUAUGGCAAUCUCACGACCAGGGGUGUGAGAUGCAUGAGGUGGGGUGAUGCGAUGCCUAUGUGUGUUACGUAGACACUACGUUUGCCCUUGUCGCUGGGACAGUUAAAUUAUCUCGUCAUAUCUUCCACCGUAACGACUUGUAUUUGCUGGAGAUGAGGACAAUGGCGUCUAAUCUAACACUUAAGGUCGAACAUAGUGCUCACUUUGCAAAACCCCACAUAUUUCUUCACACGUCAGUUUUCCUUGCAACAUUUCGCUGCACAGACGUGCCAUGCAUACAUUAAGUCCCUGGGACGCCAUGAGGUAUAAAUAUAGGCGUCGGAAACGUGAAUGAAAACAGUUACUAAUAUGGUAACGGUCGCUGCCACUACGCGCAGUACGUCUACUUUUCGCCAGGCUCUCACUUAUGCGGACAUAUCGGUCAGUUACUUCAUUUCCUGUCGUCAGUGAAUUGGUUACUAUGGGCUUAAGUGUCUGUCAUCACGGUCAUGUGGCGUGAAGCUAUUUCUCCGUUUUUUCCCCAAGCGACGAGCUACGUUUUGUGAGGCCUUCUUGACCUUCUCUGGAGUCUCCUUAAUCAACCCAGAAAACCUUUAGAUGGAAAUGGCAAGAAGAUGUCCAUUGGCUCCUAUCUGGCAACGUUAUCGGGAAUGUGCGACACUUAGAACAUUAUGCACCACUGUACAAACGUAGGAACGAGUUAUGAAAUGCCCAGUCAGACUGCGACAACAUGGUAACCACUCGGCAUACAGAGUGCUGUAUGACAGCAAUAUUGAGGAGAGGAACAAUUGUAAAAAGUUCCCAUGCGCAUGUUCAGAAGGUACACAGUACAUGGUUGUGAAACCUGUAAGUAUGCGGAAUGGACCUAUUCAUGAGUAAUAUUCGGCUGCUAAUGAUACCCACUGUCGAAGGUAACGACCCGUAAUUCGUACUUUGUAGGCUACUGGUUCACAAAAUAAGCAAUCUCACCAAGCCUAUGUCAUUUAAAUGCUUUGGAUCUAGAGGGGAGCCGGAAAUGAGUCCAAAAAUGCAUGACAAGUAUGACGAAAUGCUACAGCGUUCAUUCCACUCGUUAAUGUUCCAUCUGCGGGACGUGCAGAAUUCUUUUCUAAUCCCUGUACCUACUCCCCGAAAAGUACACAUUUCGCAACGGCGCUGGCUUGCCUAAGAAACUCCCAUGUUGGUGUCUCGCCAAUUAGGACAAAAAAUUCCGACACAAUAGUUGCCCUCAGUUAGUUAUGUUCACUCCACUUCCUGUGACCUCGCAGAAGUCGUGCGUCAUUUUUCAGCAGUACGAAACUGUAUCAUCCUGCCUGAGGACCAUAGUAAAUCCUCGCAAAAAACCCCGCUUUUAACCGUUUAACGAUCCUGCCGAGGAUAAGUGAAAUCCGGUUCUUGUCUUACGGCUAGCCGGUAUGCCAUUUAUAUUGAAAUACACUGUUAACUGCGGUACACGUUUCGAAAUUGUCCAAACUUUGUUGGUACUACUUAUGGUAGAGGGGCGCUCACCGAUCGUUUUUAAGAAACUCACUUAUCCCGUUGUGCCUUAGGGCUCUCUCGAGCCCAGCCAGCAGCCGCACAACGGCGCAUGAUAUAGGCAGAAUAGCAUUACCGGCAAGACAGGGGAGACUGGAAUGACCAUUUCUGGCUUAUUGGCAGUCGUCAGCCAGCCCCUCCCCUUCGUAUGGCAACUACACUGCACACAGUCGUGCCCACCAAGAGGUCUCCCUGGAUCUAAAAGCAUAUUUUCCACAAACACUGUUAAAAGAGCUAGCAGUGUCUGCAGUUGACAAUGUGGUGGAUGUGAAUGGACAGUCUACAAGCUCACCUCUUCCCGCAUGAUCAGCCUGUCACCAACAGCUGCCGUACGUGCUGGGCCUUACACGUCAAAUUCGCUGAAAAUACCUCAGAAUUGUGAUAUUACUACUCAUCCGAACAACCGUAACCGAAGAUGACUGCGAUCAAAAUCGUACCCAUCGACCCAUAGCCUGUCCCUUUCCCGUCAGAUGUUGACAGCGGCGCGCCAUUGAGCUGAUAGACCACCGCGUGCACCUUUCUUUUCUGUCCCGGACCAAGAUGACUUAGGCGGUAAUUGGGAAGAAGGCCACCUAAGAUGAAGGCAUGGUGCCCACUAAAGCGAUGCACUUCCUAAAUAUUGGUAUGACUAUGGUGAAAUGCGUAUUUUAUGGUUUGGGGUUUGCGUCCAAAACCAGAUCAUUAAUCAGUGAUGGCGUUGAGCAACUGCUCAGUGUCUCCUGGAGGCUCGAGGGCACUACAAGGCCUAUUGGUCGUUGAAGUGAAGUCUGUUCGCUUUCGUUUGGCCAUCUGAAUAUGUUUACGGGGAAAGCACGUUUCACAGUUUUUAUUUUUCCGUCAGAAUACCAGCGAUUUUUUCGAUUAUAUUUUGAUGCAGUUUCCUACCCCUCAUUCAUCCAUGCUUUAGGAAUAAGUCGUUUUGGCUUAUGCGUUCGGUUAUCCAAUAGUACCCUUGCUUUAAACUGGCAUAUCCAGACGGUUACUUAUUUUACCUUAAGUCAUUCCCGUAUAAUCUUCUGUUUUCUUCAUACGUGACAAGUCGACUUUUUUCCUCCUAGCCCUCGCUGGUGAAACAGUUGCCGAAACCACUUCCCGAACAAACGAAUCUGCAAGUAGCCGAUGACCAACUUCCAACGAAUAAACUCUGUGCUCUUGCACGAACGUCGUUCUCUUUUUCAGGAAGUCAGAAAAGUAGCCUCCAUGGUUUGGUCCACUCCCAGGACACUGGCUCAGUCAACGACGGGGAGGCCUUCGCUUCGAGUGGCCCAUACUGUGGGAACCUGCUCGGGGAAUCGGAUUCACUGGCAGUGUUUUCUUGCGCCUCCCGUAA
This is a messenger RNA of Spirometra erinaceieuropaei, 5718 nucleotides long. The record is from the annotation of a GenBank genome assembly. Lineage: Eukaryota; Metazoa; Platyhelminthes; Cestoda; Diphyllobothriidea; Diphyllobothriidae.